Messenger RNA from Notolabrus celidotus (New Zealand spotty), 6818 nucleotides. RefSeq names its product NAC alpha domain containing (gene nacad). Gene Ontology annotation, cellular component: cytoplasm; nascent polypeptide-associated complex. The coding region runs from base 121 to 6687 and encodes 2188 amino acids. Gene Ontology annotation, biological process: protein targeting to membrane. The transcript is spliced from 11 exons. NCBI's taxonomy places the organism in Eukaryota, Metazoa, Chordata, Actinopteri, Labriformes, Labridae. The record is from RefSeq and is a predicted model, not a curated record.
CACACAUAUGCAGAUGAAGUGGAUCAUGAGGCUCUGAAAACACACGCCCACAACAGCAGCAUCACUGCGCCGCACCACAGAGAGCAACCAGAGAGGAGCCAAAGAGAGCCAGCGAGAAGCAUGCCGGGGGAGAGCACGCACAGAUCUGUCCCAACCGACAAGCAUCCUGAGCAGGGAGCUGAGGAGACAGGGCUCCCUGGACCAGAUAUGACGAGACACCCAUCCACUGACUCCACCCCUAGUGACAGUGGCUCCUCCCCCAGUGACAGUGGUUCCAGCCCUUCUCCUAGUACUCCUCAGAAGCUACUCCCAGCAUGCACCUCUCCAUUUGGACCACGCCUAUUUCAUGCAACACCCAGCUCCUCUGGUACUCCAAGACCUCAACCUGAAGGCUCUGACCACCGCUUCAACACACCCAGAUUGUCUGGAAAGUUAGGUGGUCAUGGACCAUGUGGCCGCCAUGUCCCUGUUAAAAUGGAGAGAAUCAAGGUCCUGACUGGUUCUGAGGUAGAAAGCGACUAUCAAGAGUCACAGACCAUGGACACAAGAGUGGUGAUGGGUCAAGAGACACUGCUUAAAACAACAGAAAUUCAGCAAAAGAGACUUCUGCUUGAGCCAAAAAAACUGGCUAUCCCCUUGCCAGCUGGUCCAAACUUUCCAGAACCACAUUCACAAGCAAAAGAGACCCAACUGGAACUCAACAAAGAGGAUAGCAAAGCUCAAAAGCCUCAAAAGCAGCAGGAGCAGCAAAAAGAGCCCCAAACCUUACCCUCCUCCUCUUUUCACAGCCCCCUAUGCCCCUCCUCAACCCCCCUGGAGCCCGCCGCAACUGACACUAAUUUGGUUGAAAACCAGGAGGAGGGUGCAAACCCCUCUCAAGACGAAGUGCCUUCCCACUCUUUUUCUGAGCUGGUCUGUCCAGUUGCUUUGUCCUUCACUGAGCCAGCCUAUGCUGUUGACCCACUACGAGUGGGUGUGCCCUCAUCUCUUGACCCUGACUUGUACUAUACCGCACCUUCAACCCCAAUCAAGAUGGCUUCCCGCACCUCACACCUUAAACAUCAUUCAUACCCUGGUUCUCCAGUCUCCCCACUCUCCCCUGGCUCUCCCUCAGACAGCGAGGAUCUCUGUUCUCCCCUCACCUCACCUUCUGGUUCAUAUAUCACUGCAGAGGGUGGCAGCUGGGCCUCCUCUUACACCUCGUCCACAUCCCCCUCCACCUCGCCCAAUCUGCUCCUCACUGAAGAAACACAGGAGGCCCCUGCUUGCUUUGUGGGCUCCCUAUCAGAGAUUGGAGAUGAAGUUGGGGAGGAAAAAGGACGAGUUGGUCCUGAACGGGAGGAGGAAAGAACAGGCGACUUCUGCCUUUACCAUCCUCCUGAUUUUGUCAUGAAUUCAAGGAUGGGUAUUACAGGAACAGUGAUCCUUGAGGAGGAAGAAUCUCUAAAGGGUGAGGAGAUCAAGAUAGCUAGAGAAAGUUGUCGUCCUUGCUGGGUGACUGAGGAUGCAUCACCUCUAAGAAGCAGCAGCAGCCGUAGCAGUGAUUCACAGGAGGAUGGAGGAGAAUCAGAAAGCUCACUCUGCCCAAUGGAAGAGACUAAUUCAGGGAGAGCAGAGUUCUUGAGACCCUUGCAGACAGGCCUUAAACUGCAGCUGGAAACAUGUAUGUCAGAAGAACAUUAUGGACAGAUGGAUGACCACCCUGAAGGAUCCUCCACUGCCUUGACUCCCGACACAGAGAGCUUGACCAUGACCUCAUCUAACCUUAGUCCUGACUCACCUGUCAUCCCCCUGGAUGCCUUCUGUCCUGGAGCCUUUGGAAGGCUCGGCCCCAAUUCUUUCAUGCUCUCCCAGGCAGCCUGUACUGAAGAUAUACCAGAUGAGGAGAGGAUGAUCCCUGCCUCCCUCAUCUCCUUUCCACUCCACACCAGUCUUAUCUUCAAAGCUGAUUCAAUGGAAAUCACCCUCUUCCCCACAGAGGACGAGAAUGAAAUCGAAGAAGUUAAUGACGGAAAUGAAGGAAGGGAUGUUAAUGCAUAUGCAGCAGGGGAGGAGGAAGCAGAUGUUGAAGAUGAUGAUGACGAUGAAGAAGAUGAUGAUGAUGACUAUGAUUAUGAUGACAAUGGUGGUAGCCAUGCUAAUGGUGCUGCUGAGGGGGAUGUUGAAAACAAUGAAGAUGAUGAGAAUGACGAGCAUGAUGAUGCAGACAAGGAAGCUAAGGUAGAGGUAGAAGUGGUUGAAGAGGAAGUGAAGGUGAAAGAAGAGGAGGGAGAAGAGGAUGAGGAGGAGUGUGAUAGCAAAGCAGUGGGGGAUAAUUCAGACGAGGAUAGCUCAGCAUCCUUCCUUCACUCACUGUCAGAGACUUCAAUUAAUGAAGGGUUGGACGAGGCCUUCUGUUUCCAGGAUGAUACAGAUGACUCACUAGAUUCUGCCUCCUAUAACGGAGAGGAAGACGAACGCCUAUACAGUACUGAGAGGCAUGCACAAUUACCAGAACCCACACCAAUGGAUGAUGCACUUGAUCAAGCUGAAGUCCAGCCAGAACGUGCACAGGAGUCUGCAAGUGGAGCAAAUCAAACUGAACCUUUGAACAUGCAGCAUAGCUUGGAACAAAGUGAAGAUCAUGCUGAGGAGACCCGUUUAUCUGAGGCUACUUCAGUGCACAAAACAGACAAGAAUAAAGAGCCUAAACCUCUGGAUGAGCAUAAACCCUCUCAAACUAAGUCAGACCCACAACUGGAAUCUCUCGGUGGAAUAGAUCAGACGACAUCUUUGUACUCACCAUUGAGCAAAUGCAAAUCAAUGAAUCAACAAAAGCUGUCUAGUCAUGCAGAAGCAACAUCCUAUCGACCAGAUUGCUCAAGCGAUCUGGACAAUAGGAGUGAAAGUGAUUUGAUAAAAAUCCCUGGUUCUUCCAACCCUAUUCAACAGCUUCAUCGCCCAACAGCACCUGUCAUUCGCACUCUACCUGAACAUGCUGCUGAGUUCCGCAUCAUCCCGCCUAUUGCUACUUUCUCACAGGAGACUACAGACAUUGACAGAUCAGUUCCUUUGGUAGAAAUGGCUGAAGAAAGUUCCCAGAAGACAGAUGCUGAUUCAAAACAGGGCGGUGAUCAUUCAGAGGAGCAAUCCAAAGAGGAACUAGAAAGAGACUCUUUUAAAUUGCUCAUCAAGCCCCGUCAUAAUCAGGUAGAGAGCCAAAAGACUGUUGGAGCAAGUAGACUUCUACUAUCAAAGUCAUUCGCCAAUAAAUCUGAUGGGCCUGAAGGUGCAGAGGCCAGGUAUAGGUCCAGUAAUCAGAGGAAGUCAGACAUCGAGCUUGACCAAAAGAAUGGAAAUGCCACAGCAGAGUUUUUGAGUGUGGAGUGUAUGAGCAGCGAUUGUGGUCCCUCAACGGAUGUGACCACUGCAACCAAUGACUUGAAUAAAGGUGUCCUUCUUUUCCCCUGCCCUAGUCCCAACCCUAGUCCCAACCCCAGCAAUAUCCCUUUAUCUGCCUCUCCAGAGAUUUUCCCAGAACUUGCUGACAAUCUGGCCCUGACCCCCGAACACUGCCCUGGUGACUCUGCCCAGGAGAACCUGAGGGAAAACACCCUGAGUACUGAUGAUGGUGCACUGGGGGCUGUUGGAUCCCCACAUUCUCCGCUUGCCAUCUCCCCCAAGAGGGAAAACUCAGAAACAGACACAAAAAGGGAGAUGGGUUAUGGAGCUGCAGCUUGGUGUGACAACAGGAUGGGGAUGGGUCUCCAUCUUGGAUUAGGGUCAGGAGCAGAGUUUGGUGUCUGGGGAGCAGGGGAGUCCCUCUCCUUGUCAUUGGGGAAGCGGUAUGAGUUAGAAGCGGAGAGUUUGCUCAUGUGUGAUGCAGAAGGUCAAAGCACACAGACGGCAGUGGCCUCUACCGCGAGCAGCGAAGCAUGCCAGAAUAAUAACGGUGUUCUGGGCUCUGUUCUGGAUGAGGAGGAUAACAACAGUCUGUGUGGGGAGAGGGACACAAUGGCAGAUGAAGAAUUGGUAGAGCAGGGAACUUCUGAGUCCAACUUGGCACAUUGGAAGUCCAUUGAGGAGAUCUCAGAAGCAGGCGGAGGAGAAGAUGGAAGCUCCAGAUUCCCAGAGGAUGAUGUCAGUAAUCUCAACCCAGAACAAGAUGGAGAUAACACAGACACACAAAUACAAGACACUUGGAAGAAUUCCAACAAUACUGAGGAGUCUGCCUUUGACUCCUUGGAGGUUGCCAUGUGUGGAAGUUUGAAUGCUCUGUCAGAAGAAGUGAGAUCUCAGAGUGUCAGCGUUAGUGUUCGAGGGUCUGUGUCUAAUAUUCCACUUGAGGAGAUACCACCUCAGGUUUCCGAUGCCAUUACUGGAAAUGGAGAUGGCGACCAACCUGACACAUCUUUAACACCAUUAGCUGAAACUAAAAUUAGUUCAGAGGGUCAAGCAAGCAACCCAGAGAGUAAUGCCCCAUUUUCUCUGCUACAUGGAUCCUUUGGUUCUUUCUCUCCAAAAUAUAAAUCUAAUCAAUCCAAACCAAGCAGAGCCUGUCAAAACAAGGUGGAAAUGACUGGUUCUCAGUCAGAGAUGGAGAAGCCUCAAACUGAUGGACAAAAAGGUGAAGCCAGUCCUGUGACUGAAAGACUUGUUGAUGAACCAAAGACUAAAGAGGCCUUUAGAGGACAGCAGAGUGUCGUUUGUAACUCAGGGGAAGAAGAUGAGGAGGGAAAAUCAGACGAGGACGCAAAAGAGAGGGGUCAAAAGAAAGAUGCCAAGAACAAAAAGGAAAGAAAGACCUCUCCAGCACAGAACAAGCCAGAGCACUUUGUGUGUCAAGCACCAAAAGGAGAACUUUGCACAGAUAAACCAAAUGUUUCCAAGAAAGGUAGGAGAGGAAAGCAAAACAAACACAGGGCAUCUCAGACAGCCAGUCAUGCUGAUUCUGGCCCUGAAUUUGUUGAUGAUCUAAAGAAACCAUCUGUUCCCUUAAAUACCACAACAGAUGGAAGGUCAACGGAAAUCGCAGACAAUUCUAAAACUAAGAAAGGCCAAAAAGCAAAAAACAAAGAUUCAUCGUCUGACAGUCAGCUGAGGACAUCUGGGAUAGACAAAGCCAGAUCUAGUUCACAGAGGCAUGGGGAUACCAGUCCCAAUCCUGAGGUCAAAAAUUCCACCCAUGGAUACUGUGAAUCAUCCUCACAUACCAAACACAACCUCAACGUUGUGAUGGCAAGGAACCAUGAACUUUAUCAGGCCCAGGAGGUUCUUGAUAACAGACCUGUAUCUGGUCAGAGAGGAAUCACUGUGGACAUUAAUGACAACAACAUAGAUACUGACAACAGUCCACCACCCCAGGAUAUCUUAUCAUGCCCUCUGACUCCACUUUCUUCCUCAGCAUCUCACGUUUCCUCCUCCUCCUCUCUGCCUUGUGCUUCAACGGACCCAGAAGAUGAUCUUCCCACACCAGUGCAGGAAUCCCAACCUGUCCUCUUAGCCCAGCAGCAGUCCUCACUGCCUGUUUGCCACACUACCCCUACACUUUUCUCUAACACCCCCACAACACAACAAGCCACUAAUUCCCAGUUUCUUCCUAACAGCAACCUGCAAGAGGUCACUGUAGUCCUUUAUACAUCUUCUACAUCUACCACAAGUGUCUCUACACCCUCACUCUCCACUGCCUUGCCAUUAAGCCUGUCCCAGCCUACCCAGGAGUCCUCUUCACCUGAGUCUGAGACUGUGGAUUCAGCAUCUAUUCCUGACUCCGUUCCCUGUCCCAAGUCUCAGUCCUACUCAGAGCCUAUUCUCAACAACAAGGCUCACAAACAACUCAAGCCGGAUCACACAUGGAGCACACUGGACAGAUGCAGAGGUCCUAGUUUGGCUGAGGAAGAGACAGAUAGUGAGGAUGAUGGUGGACUGCUGCCACACAGUCACAGAUCCCAGCCCAGAGGAGCUGCACGAAACAGAAAUGGGUCCAUGCAGAAAGAGUCUGGUCAAUCCAACCAACUGGAAAUACAACCUUUCUCUGCCCACCAAAUCAACGACAGGCAGUCAGGCUGUCCAAUAAACCACAGUCGCACGAUUUCUGAGGAGAUCAACCUGUCCUUCAAAAACAACUGCUCCAUACUGACGUCUUGUAAUGAGUCUGAGAGCGAGGGGUCAGUGCCUGAGCUGGAGGAGCCAGAGCCACUAAGACCGUCGGAGCCUCAGUCCAUCUCCUCUGCAGAUGAAGGACUGAACAGACCAAAACAAAGUCGCAGUGAGAAAAAGGCUCGCAAGGCCAUGUCUAAACUGGGUCUGAAGCCGGUCCAUGGGGUGACUAGAAUCACCAUCAGGAAGUCCAAGAGUAUCCUGUUUGUCAUCAGCAGACCUGAUGUGUUCAAAAGCCCCGCUUCUGACAUUUACAUUGUAUUUGGAGAGGCAAAGAUUGAGGACCUGUCUCAGCAGGCUCACAAAGCAGCUGCAGAGAAGUUCAAAGUUCCGGUGACCUCCUCUCCUUUGGCUCCCCCUGUCCCACCAAGCCUCACCAUCAAAGAGGAGAGUGAAGAGGAGGAAGAAGAGGUGGAUGAGGGAGGUCUGGAGCAGAGAGACAUUGAGCUGGUGAUGGCACAGGCCAACGUGUCACGAGCCAAGGCUGUCCGUGCACUGAAACACAACAAGAAUGACAUUGUGAAUGCUAUCAUGGAGCUGACCAUGUAAGUGGCGAGGAGGAUUUGACCCCUGACCCCCUCCCACAGCCUAUAAAGCCUAAACGCCACUGACUCUACUGUAUCGCUGCUACUGUAUGUUGCAUCCCCAGUAUCUGCUAAAUAAAGUCUGUUCCAACGUGG